AGUUCUCAGCGCAAACUCAGUCGUUAGUUCUCCCAGCUCUUAACUCAACUGGAGCAAUGGCCCGUGCUGGUGUUUGCGUCCUCCUCGCCGCUGUCGCGGGUUUUGCCUUCUGGCUCUUGCCCGGCGUUUCCUUCGUGCAGGCACCCCAGCGACAGAUCGAGCCUGCGGUGGUGGCUGGUGCGGCGGUUGUGGCAAGCGUGCCGCUGGGGGCAGAUGCGUUUGUCUACAAGGGCAAGGAGUACUUCGAUGUGUUCUAUGGCAUUGAGCCUCUGGCAUGGGCCACCUGCGGUUUCGCCAUUGUCUACUACGGAGCCUUGCUGAAGAACGCAGCGCAGAAGUACAACAAGCCCGCAUCCUUGAGCCCGCCACCCAAGAUCGGUGGCUUUCGCGGCAAGGAGGUGGAGAACAGCGAGCCCAACUACAAGGCUUGAGCUCAGACAAGAGUCGCUUGCAAGAUUGUUGGGGCCAGGGGGCAGCAAUGCUUGUGCCCAUGUUGGGCUCACGCUAGCAUCGCCCGUCUUGGAGUCUCAGCGUCUUUUUGGACAGUUUCCCACUAGUCACAGCAGACAGAAGAAGAAUCUGAGCUUGUGGGC
Effrenium voratum is the source of this 593-nucleotide messenger RNA. The record is from the annotation of a GenBank genome assembly. Lineage: Eukaryota; Dinophyceae; Suessiales; Symbiodiniaceae.